This is a messenger RNA of Carcharodon carcharias (great white shark), 2867 nucleotides long. RefSeq names its product surfeit locus protein 4-like. The record is from RefSeq and is a predicted model, not a curated record. Gene Ontology annotation, cellular component: endoplasmic reticulum-Golgi intermediate compartment; endoplasmic reticulum; membrane. Gene Ontology annotation, biological process: Golgi organization. NCBI's taxonomy places the organism in Eukaryota, Metazoa, Chordata, Chondrichthyes, Lamniformes, Lamnidae.
CUGCGGAUGACCAAACAUUACCUGCCUCACCUAGCCCGCCUGUGUCUAAUAAGCACCUUUCUGGAGGACGGGAUUCGCAUGUGGUUUCAGUGGAAUGAACAGCGGGAUUAUAUCGAGGCAACCUGGAAUUGUGGCUAUUUCCUAGCUACCUGCUUUGUACUGACCAAUCUCUUGGGGCAGUUAGGUGGAUGCAUCCUGAUAUUAAAGAAUUUUGUACAAUAUGCCUGCUUUGGACUGUUUGGAAUUAUAGGAUUGCAGACUGUCGCCUACAGUAUUUUAUGGGAUUUGAAGUUCCUGAUGAGGAACCUUGCCCUUGGAGGUGGCUUGCUGCUGCUGUUGGCUGAGUCCAGGUCAGAAGGUAAAAGCAUGUUUGCUGGUGUUCCAACAAUCAGCGAGAGCUCACCGAAACAGUACAUGCAGCUGGGGGGUCGCGUUCUGCUCAUCCUGAUGUUCAUGACCUUGCUGCAUUUUAAUGCCAGCUUCUUCUCGAUUAUCCAGAAUGUGGUGGGAACAGGUUUGAUUGUCUUGGUGGCGAUCGGCUUCAAAACUAAGCUGGCGGCGCUGACCCUGGUCAUCUGGCUCUUCAGUCUCAACCUCUACUUCAACGCCUUCUGGACAAUCCCGGCCUACAAACCCAUGCACGACUUCCUGAAAUACGACUUCUUCCAGAGCAUGUCUGUGAUUGGGGGGUUGCUGCUUGUGGUUGCCCUUGGCCCUGGUGGCGUUUCAAUGGACGAGAAGAAGAAAGAGUGGUGAUUGGUGUAACAUCGCCAAAACUGCAGCCCCUCCCCCCACCAUCCUCCCUUCUCCCUCGCCCCACCAUCCUCCUCCCUCCCUCUCCCCUGCCUUCCCUCCCCCAUCCAUCCCCACUGUUUUGUACAGUUUAAGUACAUUUAGUGAUUUCAAUGCAUUCGCAUAUUCAGGGCAUGUAUUGCUCCACCUGCUCAUAUUGGUAACCUCACAAAUACAGCCUUAUUUUUGGGUUUCAGAUAUAAAAGAAAACAGUACCUUUAAAAUGUCCCAACAGAAAAAUACUUAUGGUUCAGACUUUAAACAAUGGCUGUGUAUGAAACAAUCGAGGCCCACCCUUUUUUUAAACAAAGUCCCAAUUCAGGCUCCUGCUACUGUGCAGAGUUCCCUGUCUUUGCAUAUUCUCAUCCCGAGAAGAAUUAAGGGAAAGAGUUGGAAUAUACGCCCACCCUUGAGAAACUUACUUAAUUACACUUCACUACAAAUGGCACUGUUCUCUGAUAGGCUUGGAAUAAACAGCUCUAAAAGAACACUAAGCUGUGCCAAAAUGAGGUACCCCUGUUGUUUCAACCCUCCCUAGGUCUGCCUGUCCAAACUAAUAGCUGAGGCUUGGGAGGUCCAAUUUCAAGUUGAUGCAGUGUUGCUCCCUCCUCCGCUGAGAUUGCAGUUCCAUACUCGAUGCUAACCAAAGCUCCUCAUCUCCCUCAAGAAGAGGCAGAGAGCAGGGUCAUGGGACAGGCAUUCACAAAGGCUGUUCCUAAGCCGCAGCCCCUCUUGGGAAAGGAUUGAAAGUGGGUAAUGCAAGCUGUCCAUGUAGUUAGUGUGCAAAGCAGGCCAGGAAACUCAGGAUGGAUUAAAGUUCCAUUUCCCUGUUAUUUAUGGAGAUAAAUGAUGGAGUUGAGGGAUUAGAUUGUUACAAGGGCUAAGGAGGGGAAACUUGACCAGAAUUCAGUUGUUACCCAAUGGUCCACGCCUGAAAGCACAUACCCAAGUGUGUGCAUAUUGAAUUGGGCUUGACUGAUACCCUGCUCCUAUUUCCCAUAUUUAAAUCUCCAGUCAUCAUGCUCCAGGCACAAAGGAUGCCCAUUGGUUAGGGUAGCUGAUGGUGAUCGUAUUGCAGCCAGAGAUGGCCCCUUCAGGACAGGGGUAAUGCCGAAUUUCACUGCCAUUACCAAAAAAAGGUGUUAAAGGUGCGGGGUGCAUCUUGAGAAUGAAUGCCUGCUACCUUUCUAAGUGAAGUUUGCUGUGGGAUCCUUAUCAUGUUAAUGAUGGAAUUGGUAUUAUCCCACUCUAUCACUGAGUAUUCCUGUAUUAAGAUGAAUCUUGCCAGGCUGUGCACAUCCUAAUUCCCAAAGAAUUUUUCUCAGCUAGUCUCUGAGGUAUCUAUUUUUAACAGCAUUUGCACCAUUUAUCUUUCCCUUGAUGUUGUGUCUUGGUAUUUUGCUAGUGUUUAGUAACCUGGCCUGCAGAGCAGCAAAAAUGGAUGGCGACUCAUGAGCGGCUCCUGUAAAAGUGUUUCUGUUUUAAACAAAAAUACUUCAUAAAUAUUAAUUUUUGACAGUUGUCCCAGGCUCUGCUCCUGAGUUAGUACUCCUGGUCCUGAUCAUACUCUAGUGAUUUUUGCAAGGAAGUGUGUGGGGAACAUGAGGGAAUGGGAUGGUCAGGCAUGCCUGUGAUGCCCCCUGCAGUCAGUAGUUGGCCAACGCUCAUUGUUCAGAUUUUCAGGGGAAAACUGGACAGCCAGCACCUAAAGGAACUGGAAAUUCCCAAUAGUCAACUUCAGGAGACAAGGGACAGGGAAAAAAUUAUUUAUAUAAAUACAGCAAUAAAGAUGGACUCUUAUUCUUAAGACACUCAGUGCAAUAACUGUGUCAGUAUUAGUUGAUGUGCCUGAUUUGGGGAGGAGUACCUACUUUCAGCUGGGAAGAUGUUUACGCAGCUGUUUUUUUAAUUUUCACACGUGGAACACAAGUUCAUUCAAGUGAGGCUGAGCUUGUCGUCGCUGUCGUGCGCACAGCUACAGACCCUGGGUAACUGUUACUGCAAGAUGUCAGGAACCUUUGUUCCCUUCGGAAAAUUGUGGUGUUGAGAUUGUUAAAAUAAAAGCUGUGAAUUCC